CUGGGGCCUGUUGCACAAAAGUAGAAUUAAGACAUCCGGGAUAAAUGACUCAGCUGAGCUCAAUGAAGCCAAAACAUGUGCGUCCAGGCUUAAUUGGUUGCACAAAGACCAAGCCAGGAUGAGCAGACACGGAUUCAUUAAGCCAGGUGAAACCAAUCCUGGAUAGGUGCGCGCUCACGGCUCACUCAAAUAGACCCCGCCACAGAUCACAGAUUAACUGAUUUACCAUGGCAACUAGAGCCGCGUACUUUUCCCCGUCGGAAGCACAAAUCCUCAUGGAGGCAUACGAGGAGGUAAAAGAUAUAAUUAAGAAGAAAGGCAACACCGCCACAGUGAUAAAGCAAAGAGAAAAAGCGUGGCAAAGUAUUGCAGACCGCCUGAAUGCGUAAGUAGUGCACAAUUACACACUCACCGCUCCGCUGAAACAUCACAAUUACAAUUCAAAUAUUUAAUUCACAUCUCCAAAAAUGCAGUUGUACUGUAAUUAUGAAACGGUUAAAUUUUUAAUUGAAAUGCACUGCAGAUAUGAGUGAAAUUGUGUAAAGUAACUCCAUCACACUGUAUAAAGCUAUGAUAAAUUUUUUGAUAUUUUUACUGAAAACAAGACAAAAAUACCAAGUAAUUUUUUGCAGUGUGACUCCAUUAAAUGUGUGUGUGUGUGUGUGUGUGUGUGUGUGUAGAUUAAACAUGAACGGGCCAAAACGGACAUGGCAGCAGGUCAAAAUCAAAUACAAGAACAUUCUGCAGAAUGCAGUGAAAAAGAAUACCCACAGACAAGGCACGGGUGGUGGGUCACCAAAGGCUGACCUUACCCCAGCAGAGGACAUGGCCUUGGAGCUAAAUAAAGGCAGGCCCGUCUUAGAGGGGAUCCCUGGGGGGAAAGAGACGAGCAUAGGUUCCUCCCAAGAUGCCACCCGCUUCAUUCAAGUGCCUGGCAGCACUGUGUUCCUGUUAGAGCCACCAGCACAAGCACCAGACGAUGCUGAUCCAGGUGAAGGCCCCAGUGCAGCAGCAACAGCACAUGAUGGAGACGAUGAUGAGGAGGAGACCAUCUCUCUGGAUUCCAGAAGGCAUGAGGACCCAGAUGCUAUACAGUGGGAAAACCAGCCUGGCAACAUAAGCUCACAAGCUAUCAGAAAGUUGUAUGGCAACCACCUCCGGCGCCAAAUAGAACUGGCAGACAUAGACAUUCAGUACAAGAAGAAAAAGAUGGAAAAUCUUGCACUGGAGUCCGAAAUAAAAAAGAGGACAAUUAGGAAACUGGACCUUGAAAUAAAAAAACUUGAGAGGGAGCUCCAAGAAGAUGACACAGCUCAAAAUAAAAAUUAGCAAUCAGUACAACCAAGUCAUCGUUAUAAGGCAUCGCCCUCUUUUGCCCACCCCCCCAGCACCAGGUGUGGCCACUAGCCUAUAUGAAGGCCCAAAAUUGUGUGUUCCUUUCUGCUCUGACAAUGGCAUGCCCAUUCGUGCGAGAUGUGGUGGAUGAAGAAAGAAGCACUUGUGCUGAGGAGAACCUUCAGGCGAGAAAGGGUCUUCAGGGACCGGUUGGACCCACUGGCCUUCCCUGAUGACCAUCUAUAUGAAAGAUACAGGUUUUCUGCAGAUGGCAUCAGGUAUCUAUGCAGACUACUGGGUCCCAGGAUUAAGCACCGCACUGCACGGAGCCAUGCACUGAGUGUGGAGCAAAUGGUUUGUGUGGCCUUGCGCUUUUUUGCUAGUGGAGCCUUCCUGUACUCAGUGGGGGAUGCAGAACAGCUGAACAAGGCCACAAUUUGCCGCACAAUAAGGAGUGUGUGUCUGGCUAUCAAAGCAUUAGCAGAUGUCUUCAUCUCCUUCCCUGGCCACAGAAGACUCUGUGACAUCAAAGAGGAGUUCUAUAGGAUUGCAGAUGGUCUGCAAUGCUGACUGUGUGAUCAGCAAUGUUGUGGCAAAAUGGCCUGGCUCAGUCCAUGACUCCAGAAUCUUUCGGGCCUCUGAAAUCUAUCAGUGCCUAUCACAAGGUGAAUUCUCUGGUGUGUUGCUGGGAGACAGGGGUAUGGCUGCCAGCCUUUUCUCCUGACACCUUUCACAGACCCCCAGGAAGCACAGCAGGCCUACAACCAUGCCCAUGCCAGGACCAGGGCCAGAGUUGAAAUGACCUUUGGCCUCCUGAAGGCACGCUUUCACUGCCUUCACAAAUUAAGGGUCAGCCCUGUUAGGGCAUGUGAUAUUACUGUGUCUUGUGCUGUCCUCCACAAUGUGGCCUGCCUGAGGAAGGAGAGGGCCCCCAGAGUGCCACCAGCCAUGGACUGGGACAAUCCGGCAAUCUUCCCUGAUGACGACAGUGGUCGGCUGCUGAGGGACCAAUAUGUGUUGAAUUAUUUUAGUUAGUAUGUGUGCUUUCAAUUUUGGUUAAAUAUGUCCUGCGGUGGCAGAGGAAUUUGGGUUUUUUUGGGUUCGUUUUUGACGAAUUUGGCCUCUUAUGAUGUUUGUGCGGUAUACUGUGUGUAAUACAAGGCUGCAGGGAGGCUACUGCAUCCAUUCAUUUGUCUGUUCAGUUGAUGUGUAUGGAUUUGUCCUGCAUUUAUUUUAGUGUGCAGACAUGCAGGGUGUGUUAUAUACAGACCUUUGAAUGUGUAUGUAUCAUUUUGUAUAAUAUGCUUGGAUUCUGUGCUUUCCAUCUUGUAGAGUCACUGUGACUUCAGUUUCGAAAGGAGCUGAUGGUUUACCUGCUUUGU
This is a messenger RNA of Oncorhynchus nerka (sockeye salmon), 2717 nucleotides long. RefSeq lists its product as uncharacterized. The record is from RefSeq and is a predicted model, not a curated record. Lineage: Eukaryota; Metazoa; Chordata; Actinopteri; Salmoniformes; Salmonidae. The transcript is spliced from 10 exons. The coding region runs from base 571 to 1329 and encodes 252 amino acids.